AUGCAGGACGCAGGUGCCAAAUGGGGAUACGUGUGUCCACCAAUCCGUCUUAUCUUUAGGAGGACAGUAGCAUCAACAAUUAAUAAUUACAAACGUCCAUACCUUGGUAUUAUAAACCAUCAAGAGGGAAAUAAACGGGUCAAAGACGAGCUGAGGAGUGGACGAACAUCUUUUCUUGGGUUUUGUGGAUUUGUCAACAUGGACCUGCCGGUGCUUCCCAUUGCCAGGUUGGAUGUGGAUGUGGAUCUUGGUUUUGCCCUCUUCUUCUUCUUCCUCCUCUGCUUCUUCCUGUUGGUGACCAUAGUGCGCUGUGCUCAGAUGGUGCUGGACCCUUACAGCUCCAUCUCUGUUACUACAUACCAGGAGGAGCAAACAGAGGAGUGA
This is a messenger RNA of Scomber japonicus (chub mackerel), 384 nucleotides long. Its product is annotated as cortexin-2-like. The transcript is spliced from 2 exons. Lineage: Eukaryota; Metazoa; Chordata; Actinopteri; Scombriformes; Scombridae. The record is from RefSeq and is a predicted model, not a curated record. The coding region runs from base 1 to 384 and encodes 127 amino acids.